Molecule: messenger RNA, 687 nt
Organism: Drosophila busckii
Lineage: Eukaryota; Metazoa; Arthropoda; Insecta; Diptera; Drosophilidae
Product: glyoxylate reductase/hydroxypyruvate reductase
Exons: 1
Cellular component (GO): cytosol
Molecular function (GO): glyoxylate reductase (NADPH) activity; NAD binding; hydroxypyruvate reductase [NAD(P)H] activity
Source: RefSeq, a predicted model, not a curated record
AUGUCCGUUGGACAUGAGCAUAUUGACCUAGGGGAAUGUAAGGAACGUGGCAUACGGAUCGGCUACACGCCAGACACUUAAACCGAUGCAACGGCAGAGCUAACUUUGGCUUUGCUGUUGACAACCUGCCGACGACUAUUUGAAGCAAACAAACAGGUGUACAACAGCGGCUGGUAAUCAUGGUCACCGAUGUGGAUGUUUGGACAGGGAUUAAAAAAUUGUAAUGUUUAAAAAAUUGUAAUGUUGGUCUCUUUGGUUUCGGUAAAAAAAGAGAUAGCGGCGCGUAUAAAGUCUUUCAAACCAGCGCAGAUAACUUACACAACCCGGACGGAGCGAGCAAAAGAGGCUGCACUUGUUAAUGCCUGCAGGGUCGAUUUUGACCAAAUAUUGAGUUCUUCGGAUUUUAUUAUAGUCUGCUGCGCCUUGACUUCUGAAACGAAGAAGAUCUUUAAUGCAGCUGCAUUUGAGAAAAUGAAGCCAAACUGCAUUUUUAUCAGCAGAUCUCGUGGUGGUGUAGUUGAUCAAACAGAGCUUUUCAACGCGCUUCAUUCUAAGAAAAUUUUAGCUGCUGGCUUGGAUGUCACUACUCCAGAGCCAUUACCACAGGAUCAUCCGUUGCUAAAGUUAAAAAAUGUUGUAAUGUUACCGCAUAUUGAUAGCGCAGAUAUUGAAACGCGUAAAGAAAUG